Equus quagga is the source of this 1059-nucleotide messenger RNA. RefSeq names its product KLF transcription factor 18 (gene KLF18). Gene Ontology annotation, biological process: regulation of transcription by RNA polymerase II. Gene Ontology annotation, molecular function: DNA-binding transcription factor activity, RNA polymerase II-specific; RNA polymerase II cis-regulatory region sequence-specific DNA binding. NCBI's taxonomy places the organism in Eukaryota, Metazoa, Chordata, Mammalia, Perissodactyla, Equidae. The coding region runs from base 1 to 1059 and encodes 352 amino acids. The transcript is spliced from 3 exons. The record is from RefSeq and is a predicted model, not a curated record.
AUGACAAUCCCCAAUGAAGGUAGCCAGAUGAAGACCCUCAGUGAUGACCAGACCCUCUUUGGAGGCCAGAUGACCUUCAGUGGGGACCAGAUCCUCACUGAGCACCAUACAGUGACUUCCGGUGGUGACCAGACCCUAAAUGGAAGAGAGAUGACAACCCUGUGUGAAGAGCAGAUACAUACCCUCAGUGAUGACCAGGUUCUCUAUAAAGGGCAGAUGAAGACCCUCAGUGGUGACCAGACCCUCUAUGGAGGCCAGAUGACCUUCAGCCAAAUGACCUUCAGUGGGGACCAGAUCCUUCAUGGGGGCCAGAUGAAAGCCCUCAAUGAUGACCAGAAUUUCUAUAGAAGCCAGAUGACCUUCGUUGGGGACCAGACCCUCCAUGGGGGCCAGAUGAAAACCCUCAGUAAUGACCAGAACCUCGGUGGAAACCAGAUGACAGCUCUUAAAGGGGGCUUCACAAUGACCUUUGUUGGCAACCAGACCUUCACUGGCAGCCAGAUGACAACAUACAGUGGUGACCAGACCUUCUGUGGGGGCCAGGUGAUGACUUUCAGUUGUGACCAGACCCUCUAUGGGGGUCAGAUGAUGCCCCUUAAGAGGGACUAUAUGACAGCUUUCCCUGAUGACCACACUCUCUCUGGAGGCCAUAUGAUGCCACAUCAAUCGUCAUCAUUGCCAUACCCAGGAUUCCUGUACUUUUCAAAUUCCCAUUUGAUCCAAGGACAAUCUCUAGAAAAGCAGAAGUGGAACCUCAAGUCCCAGAGACGUCAGUUCCAGAAGAAUUCUGACAUUUUGAAGCCCUACGCCUGCACAUACCAGGACUGUGGGAAAUCAUAUACAAAGCCUUCCCACCUCCGAAUCCAUGAGCGCACACACACUGGGGAGAAGCCCUACGAAUGCAAUGUGAAGGGAUGCACGUGGAAAUUCUCCCGUUCGGAUGAGCUCAACAGACACAAGAGAAAGCACAGUGGGGAGCGACCCUACUGGUGUACUAAAUGCCACAGGACUUUUGCACGGUCUGAUCACUUAAAGCAGCAUGAAAGAGUCCAUAGAUGA